UUCAGAGGAAGUUUAGAAAACAGACAAUAUACGAGAAGAAGUGGAGGUGCCUUAGAAGACAGAUUCUGUUAUGAAGGCAUAAUGUUAUGCACAGGAUAGAGAUUCUAGAGGUUACUGCGGAUACUUUAUAAAGUCAGUCUCCUCCGCACAAGACUUGUAAAGAACUCAGAUAUUUGAAAAAUGGUGGAACCAUGUGACGAGCCAGUAGCUAUAGAGUCCACCACUCCAGAGCCUUCUCCUCUGGGGUCUUAUCAAUGGAAGAAAGGACAAAAGCGAAGCGUGUGGGAUCGACUUCAAGGGUGGAAGUCUUCUCGUGGGUCCCAGAACAAGGAAUCACAAAAAAGGCAGAUGCCUCUGUUUAAGAAGUCAAAGUCUACCAAAGAACCUAACACGGGGAGCUUUGUACAUUAUCUACGGUCGGUGCACCAGAAGGGAAGGAAGAAAGAGGUGGUGGAGCCAAUUGAGGUUAUAGAAGAACCACCACAUAUUCCUCCUCAAACCAACCAAGCGCCUGAAGUUCCUGUCUGGGAUGUAUCAAACUUGGCCCUCGUGGAAGGUCGUAUUCUGCUAUCCAAAGGAGAAGAACAGGAUGCAUUUCGUACCAGAAGCCGAGCAGGAAGUUGUGUAUCCAGCAAUGAAGUGGUGCAGACGGACAAGCUGGACACAGCUACAGACACUGCUUCUGAUGGAAAUAUAGAAGCGGACACGAAGAAUCAACACAAUAAUGUGAAGGGAUUAAUUCUAAAGAGGAAAAAAAAGAAGACCAGAAAGAAGACGGGGACAGUGUCACAGCAACUGGAUGAAAGGAGCUUGCAUGGAUCACAUGAGUCACUAGGCUGUGGGGACAUUUUGGACCUGAAUAAUGAAAAAGACAUCAUCAUAAGGGCUCUACAUAGCAGUAUACUUCAGGAGCAGUUCUGCUUUGAGGUCAUCACAGCCUCCGGUAGUCAUUGUUUUGGAUGUUCUUCAGUUCAAGAGCGAGAUCGAUGGAUCGACAAUCUCCGCAGGAUUGUGCAACCAGACAAGGAUAAUUGUCAACGUGAAGAAUCUUCUCUCAAUCUCUGGAUCCAUGAAGCCAAGGGUCUUCCCCAUUCAGGUCCUGGUUCCCGUGCUCUGUACUUCUGUGAAGUCCAUUUGGAUGGUUGUCUUUAUGGACGGACCUCUAGUAAGACAGCUGAAGCCGGCAUGGUUUUUUGGGGUGAAAGCUUUAACUUGAUGGAUUUGCCAUUCUCAUCAGGCCAUGUUGCUCUUCAUUUUCUUCGAGAGGGAAAAGAAGCCACUGGAGUAGGGACUGUUACACUUGCAUUGGAAGGAAUGAAGGAAGAAGUGGAGAGAUGGGUGCCUCUAGGUGGAGAUUUGACACUUAGAGUACGAGGCAGGUACCGAAAGCUUUGUGUUCGCCCACUAGAGAAGUAUAAGGAGUUUGCAGAGUAUCUAUCCUGGAAAUAUCUUAAGCUGAGCAGAGCAAUGGAGCCCAUUCUGAGUGCUCGAGAAAAAGAAGAGCUUGGCAGGUCAAUGGUAUAUGUUCUGCAGAGCACUGGCCAGGCCAAGGAGUUCCUUGUGGACCUUGGUGUAGCUGAGAUUUCUCGCUAUGAUGUCCAAGACUCAUUAUUAUUCCGGGAAAACACUAUUCUUACCAAGGCGAUUGAAGAGUAUAUGAAAAUGGUGGGACAAACGUAUCUGCAAGAGACCCUCGGCCCCUUUAUCACUCGCAUAUACGCAUCAAUGGAGAGUCAUGAGGUCGACCCACAGCGAUGUUCACCGGAAGAACUCAGAGAGAACCGAGAACAUUUAUGGAGGAGCUGUGAAGAAGCUAUUGAGUGCAUUGUGCAGUCCCAAAAACAUUUUCCUUCAGAGCUCUUGGUAGUAUUUUCUAGCUGGCAAGAAAAAGUUGUCAUGCGAGGAAGGCCGGAAUUGGGUUCCCGAUUGGUCAGUGCCUGCCUGUUCCUGCGCUUCCUGUGCCCGGCUAUUCUUUCCCCUGGACUAUUUCAUCUGUCACCUGAACAUCCUCAUCCAGUUGCUGCUCGUGCUUUGACCCUGGUGGCCAAAGUUUUACAGAAUCUGGCUAAUUUUACUAGGUUUGGAGAGAAGGAGGACUACAUGGCCUUUAUGAAUGGCUUCCUGGAGCAGCACUGGGAUGAGAUGUCUGUCUUUCUGCAGACAGUAACCGAUCCGGACAGUGAGGUGGCAGUGACAGGUUAUGAGGGCAGUGUGGAUCUGGCCUAUGAACUGUCCAUCCUUCAUUAUAUGCUGUGCGGGAUCUUCACUGGUAUCCAUCAGCAAACUAAAGACCAUCUGGAGCCAUUGCCUACAAUUUUAAAAGCUUUGGCUGAGGGUUUACCUGUUCCUGAAUGCAUCACCCAGGAUCAGAGUCAAGAUAACAGUGAAGAUCCCGAAAUCAUAUUUCCAAGAGACAUGUGCAAUCUCCGCCCACUUGUAAAAAAGAGCCAAUCUCUGAGCAGCCUCAUAAAGGAAAGACUAUUCCCACUUCCGAAAAUAGAGGAGAGGGAGAGAAAGAGUAGACGUCAUGUGACAAGAACACAGAGUGUCCCGGCCCAGACCAGACCAGGUCGUGAACGUAGGACAAGACAAGAUACCUCUUCUGUGGCUGAGAAAGAUGAAGAUGAGACUAAAGGUGCUGGUAUAACGAAACCAAUACGACCAAGGCAAUCGUCUACUCUACCUAGACGGAAGUCAACCGUGCCAUGGUGCAGGGAUGAAGAUAUACACUUUGUAAAGCAAGCAAGAGAAGUUGAAGAAGACCAGGAGCUGGACCUACAAGAAAUGAAGGGGCAAAUAGCAGAAAAUCAGAACAAGCAAAAAGAUUUGGCAGGACAGAUGUGCAACAUGGAAGAGAAGAUGCAGAAAGCUCUGGACCAAUUGUCCAAAGUGGAAGAGAUGCACAAGGUGUUACAAGCUGAGAUGACCAACCAGAUGACACAAAUGCAAAGCAGGAUUGAUGCCUUAGAGAAGGAACACGGGGAAGAGAAGACACAAAGAGAGAAGAAUGAAGAGAAGAUUGCAGCAAUGGAGAGACGUCUGUCAGUUCUCGAGAAUACAUCUAGAAACUCCAAAAAAGGUCACAAUGGAAAUAGGCAGAACAUUGAUGAUGCCUUAGAGGACGCCCCCAUCACUUAUGAUAUGGAUGGAACAGAAAGCUCUGACACCGAUUAGUUUAUGCACCAAUUCAUGGACUAUCAGGACUAUCAGGGUACUCCGCUGCUCAGAGUUUGGAACAAGCUGUUCUGAACGCUGGAGCCAGCGCCGGGAGCUUGUGACUCCAUAGCAACGCUCCUCAUGACGUCACGUCCCUCCCCCUCAAUGCAAGUCUAUGGGAGGGGCAUGACAGCCAUUGAGGGGGUGGGGCAUGACAUCAUGAGGGGGUAGGGUUAUGACAUCACGAGCUCCCGGUGCCAGCUCCAGCGUUCGGAACAGUUUGUUCCAAACGCUGAGCAGCGGAGUACCUCUUUAACACAAAAUGGUGCAAAGAUUUUGUACCUGGUUUGGCCUCAUCACUUUUCCACCUAAACAUAUACAACAUCUAUUUACAUAAAGCUAGCCAUAUAUAAGGCUUUUAAAUGGCCAUUUUUUGUAAUGACUUGUUUUUCAUGGUUGGUCUGUGAGGGUUGCUAUUGUGAACAACAGUGUCAGAAGUUAUAACAACAAUUUAUUGUUUUAUCAUUUUUUUCUAAAACAACAAUUUGCUGAUGAAUUUCUGCCACGAUCUUGGCCUACCCUGGCCUUCUAUUGGUCGGAUUUAGAUAUGUCACUAAAUAACAUUCAAGUGCAAGAACCAACAGUGACUAAAUUAUUACAACAAGGCAGAGCAGCUUUUUGGCAGAUAUCUGCCUUUACUUGGCAGCUGUCUUGCUUGUAGUGUCAUGAAAAGGCACCAAUGGUUGAAAGAGAACGACCUUCCUAAAACUCAAUGGCCUACUUAUCUCAUUGUUGUCAGCCUUUGUAUCGCAAUACCCAAAAUAAAAUGCAUCUUGU
Hyla sarda is the source of this 3993-nucleotide messenger RNA. It is a transcript of the gene RASAL3, whose product is annotated as RAS protein activator like 3. Gene Ontology annotation, biological process: regulation of GTPase activity. Lineage: Eukaryota; Metazoa; Chordata; Amphibia; Anura; Hylidae. The transcript has 18 exons. The coding region runs from base 181 to 3174 and encodes 997 amino acids. The record is from RefSeq and is a predicted model, not a curated record.